Molecule: messenger RNA, 2307 nt
Organism: Cricetulus griseus (Chinese hamster)
Lineage: Eukaryota; Metazoa; Chordata; Mammalia; Rodentia; Cricetidae
Source: RefSeq, a predicted model, not a curated record
GGGCCUGGGGGGCCGUGUGGGGAGGGAGCCACUGGAGGCCCCGGGCGCAGACAUGGACUCUGUGACCUUUGAAGAUGUGGCUAUAAGCUUCACUGUGGAGGAAUGGGCUUUACUAGAUCCUUCCCAAAAGAAGCUGCACAGAGAUGUGAUGGAGGAAACCUUCAGGAACCUGGCUGCCAUAGGAAGAACACAAGAUGACCAGCACAUAGACAAUGACCACAGAUAUUCUAGAAGAAAUCAAAGAAAUGAAGUUGUAGAAAGACUAUUGGAACGUAACAAAAGUAGUGAAUGUAAAGAAAUCUUCAGACAGAUUCCAAACACCAUUGUGAACAGGAAAGUGUCUCAUAGAACAAUGAUUUGUGAAAGCCAUGUGUAUGAAGACAACAUGUUCAUCGGUCAUUCAUCUAUUAAUGUGUCUGUGCCUCUCCAGACUAUACAAAAACCUCAUCAAUAUGAGCUAUGUGGAGCGAGCCUCUGUAAGGUUGGGGAAUGUGAGAAAGCCUUCAUUUAUCCAGAAUGCUUUCUGAAGCGUGAAGACACUGACACUGAACAGAAAUUCAGUGAAUUUAACCAGUGUGACAAAAUCUUCAAAAGUAAUGAUUACAUUCAAAUACGUGUGAAUAAGGAAACUAGAGAAGAAAUAUGUAUGGAUAAGCAGCAUUAUGAUGCCUUUACUUAUACUGAUUUUCUUCAGUAUGUUGAAAAGAUCCACACUGGAAAGAAACCCUAUGUAUGUAAACAAUGUGGGAAAACCUUUUCCUUUUUGAGUAACAUUAGAAGACAUGAACGAACUCACACUGGAGAGAAACCCUACAAAUGUAAUAUAUGUGACAAAACUUUCACUUGUUUGACUAACUUUCAAGAACAUGAAAGAACUCACACUGGAGAGAAACCCUAUUUAUGUACACAAUGUGGGAAAUCCUUUUCUUUUCUGAGUAACAUUCGAAGACAUGAACGUACUCAUACUGGAGAGAAACCAUACAGAUGUAAUAUAUGUGGUAAGGCUUUCAGUUAUUUGACCAACUUUCAAGACCAUGAAAGAACUCACACUGGAGAGAAACCUUAUGUGUGUACACAAUGUGGGAAGGCUUUCACUUACUACUAUUCCUUUCAAACACAUAAACGAUGCCACACUGGAGAGAAACCCUAUGUCUGUAAGCAGUGUGGGAAAGCCUUCAGUUAUUACAAUUCCAUUCAGACACAUAAACGAUGUCACACUGGAGAAAAGCCCUAUGUAUGUAAGCUGUGUGAUAAAGCCUUUACUACUCUCAGUUCUCUUCGCUAUCAUGAGAGGAUUCACAGUGGAGAGAAACCCCAUGUAUGUUUGCAGUGUGGAAAAGGUUUCAAUUCUUCCAGUACCCUUCGAAUACAUGAAAGAACUCACACUGGAGAGAAACCCUAUAAAUGUAGGCAAUGUGGGAAAGUCUUUAGUGUUGACAGUUCCCUUCGAUACCAUGAAAGGAUUCACAGUGGGGAGAAACCCUAUGUGUGUCAGCAGUGUGGGAAGGCCUUCACUCGCCACACCUCCCUUCGAUGCCAUGAAAGGAUUCACUGUGGGGAGAAACCGUAUGUUUGUAAGCAAUGUGGCAAAGGUUUUAUUUCUUGCAGUAACUUCCGAAAGCAUGAAUCAACUCAUUCUGGAGAGAAACUCUGUGUAUGUAAACUAUGUGGUAAAGCCUUUACUGAUCAAAGUUCGCUCCGACGACAUGAAAGGAUUCACAGUGGAGAGAAACCCUAUGUGUGUAAGCAUUGUGGAAAAGGUUUCUCUUCCUUAAGUGGUUGUCAGAGACAUGAACAAAUUCACACUGGUGAGAAGCCUUAUAUUUGCAAGCAAUGUGGGAAAGCCUUUACUCGUUCCAGUUCCCUUAAAAUACAUGAGAAGACUCACACUAGAAGGAAUUCCUCAGUGUAGAACAUGAAAAAGUAUUCUUAACAUGGCAAUACAUAGAGCAGAGAACCAGUGUCAUGUUGUCUGUAGGAAUGCCUUUAGUCAUCUUGGUUGUAUGCACAGACAUGCUGUUGCAUACCGUAGUGAGUAAUCUUAAAUGAAUGUGCAGAUGUCUUCAGUUGGCCGACCUCUGAGAAUGUACUCAGUAUCAAAACUUGUAUAACAAAGUUAUCAGCUAUAAAACAGUUUUCAAGGUUUUGUGAAAAUUCCUUAUUUAAGAGAAUUCAUAAUUUUUUAAAGAUUCCUGUGAAUGAGUUUAAGAAAGAACAUUUCGUUAAUUGGUCAAUAAUUCAGAAGAUAGUCUCUGAGAUGUUUACUUCUAAUUUUUACUCUUGUAAAUAAAUUUUCAGAUGACUUGA